GCCAUCUCAAACAUCUUUCUCUACCAUCAUUUCAUCAUCAAUAACCAAAUACUGUUACUCAUCCUUUAUACUUUUUAAUCCAGAAAUCACUCUGAAUGACUUGAACCGGUUAGUAUAUUCUAUUAAAAUAUGAUCGUUAGUCAUCAUCAACAACAAUGAGAAAUCCUAAGCCAGUAGAAGAAUAAAUACUUGAAAAAAGAACGGCCAUCUAAUCAGAGCUUAUUGCCAUCAACGUUCCUAAGAUGGGCUCUCAAGUAAUAAUAAAUAUUAUCAACAUACCAAACAUCUAUGAAAGCAUGAUUUUGCCUGCAGUUGUAAAAACCAAGUUACCCGAUAAAUGUCCUUCCUUUAAGAUAGUAGAUUACAAACAAACAACCUACGAAAUCUGCUUACAAGUUAUGUUGGAUGGUUGUCUUCGAUUGUUUGGUGAUGAAUGGACCACGUUUGUUCAGACCCUAAACCUACAUGAGAUCGAGACACUCUGUUUCACACAUCAUGUAGGGAUUGUAUUCAUUAUCCAUGUCUUUGACAAAAAUGGACUCGAGGUUCAUACAUAUCCUGGUGGAACUUAUAUUCCGGCAUGCUUGGUAAAAGCAACUUAUGAAAGUUACGACAAGCAGAUUUUACCCCACCAGUUCCUAUUAGAAUUACCUCUCAGAGAAGAUCAGACGGAAAACAAGACAGCAAGAUUGCUCGGAGGGAAUCAAGAUGUUGUUCAAGUUGAGUAUGUACCACAUGCAGAAAAUGAACCAGAAAUGAAAGGGGAUGAACAUGGAAUAGCCCAUGCAUUCGUUGGAUCACAAUGGAAGAUCUUUGCGUCCCAAAACAAUGUUGAAAACAACUGUUGGCUUCCUUUUCAGAAACAAAUACAAACUAGAAAGUACAGAGUCGUAUAUGGAGUAACCGUAUUCAACAAGUACGGUAUAUCAUUGCAUACCGGUCCAAGUAAAAGAUGUAACCAUCCGCUUCAUAAUCACAACAGGAUAAAUCCUUACUUUUACCAAAGGCUCACUGUCAGUACAUUGGCAACCCGUGCAUUGAAAAUACCAAGCAAGUUUAUAUCAAAUCAGAAACUUCAUAUGUACCGGGAAGCUAGAAUUCUUUAUCGCCACAUGUUAUUCAAAGCUUCUGUAAAAAGAAAACCAGAAACAACAGAGAACAAAAACAGUCAACUGCAUUUAAUCUCUGAUUGGAAGACAUUCACUGAACAAACAGGGAUUUUAUCCGGGAAAAAGCUACGAUUUGAAUUGCUCCAGGAAUUCUGCAUACAGAAUGAAAGACUCUGUUUUCAAUUAUGCUAAUAUUCUUACUAGGUAAUCUGCUCUGAUGUUUGUUUAUGGAAGACAACAAAACCUAUCUUUUGAUACAUU
This is a messenger RNA of Erigeron canadensis, 1370 nucleotides long. RefSeq lists its product as uncharacterized. The transcript is spliced from 5 exons. The record is from RefSeq and is a predicted model, not a curated record. Bases 243 to 1301 code for a protein of 352 amino acids. NCBI's taxonomy places the organism in Eukaryota, Viridiplantae, Streptophyta, Magnoliopsida, Asterales, Asteraceae.